Chenopodium quinoa (quinoa) is the source of this 2512-nucleotide messenger RNA. RefSeq lists its product as uncharacterized. Bases 659 to 1489 code for a protein of 276 amino acids. NCBI's taxonomy places the organism in Eukaryota, Viridiplantae, Streptophyta, Magnoliopsida, Caryophyllales, Amaranthaceae. The record is from RefSeq and is a predicted model, not a curated record. The transcript is spliced from 10 exons.
UUGUAUAAAAUAUAGCAACGACUUGCUUUGUUGUUAAAUAUUCAGUUAAUAUACCACAAGGACAUCUUUGUAGCAAAAAAUAAAAAAAUAAAAAGGUAAAAAUUUAAAAGAUUGUACUGGUGGACUAGAAGCUUCUUUUUAGAGAAUGUCUUACUUUACUAAUCCCAAUUGUAAAACCCUACCCUCAUUCACGCGCCAUUAUUUUGCUUUCAUCCCGCCACCGUUCUCGUUCUCCGGCAAAGUAAUCUAGCCACUAAUUCUCACCGCAUCGCUGCAACUCUAUCUUUCUAUUGCAUUAUUAAGUAAAAAUAAUAAAAAUUGAAGUCAAAUAAACCAGUAGAAAGAUGUGGGUGUCGAUAAUAUUGAGGGUGUCGAACAUUACUGGUGAAUGUUCCUUCUAGCCGUUGCGUUUUCGUAUUUAAUCUCAGGAACCAGUAAUAUUUGAUCUCAAGUAGUAGCAGUUGACGAGGCUUAGUGUUUUGAUCACGUACUUCAUUGGUCAAAGAGAUUGAAGUAGCAUAAUAGAAAUUGAUUACCUCUCUAAUUGUAAAAGGGCCAUAUUGUAGGACCUCGCAACAAAGAUGGAAAAGGUGCUAUAGGGAAUCGAGAAAGCAUAAGACUUCAGAAUCAGAAUCCAAUUGAAUGCAAUUGCAAUAUCAUGCGGCUCAAGGUGCCGAAUCCUGCAAAUCAACAUCAAACUGACAAAUUCUGUGAGACCACUCCUCGUGACCCUCCUACGUUGCAUCAGGAAGAGCACAUUAAUAUGGACAUGGAAAAUAAUAAUAUGAACACUGAUUUUGAAUCCGGAUUUUUUUCAUCUAAUGAUGAUGUUGGCGAACAACUUGGAAAGAGGAAAAGGAUGAACAACUUAAAUGCAAGGAUAUCAAAAGCUAUUGUAGCAAAUAUUGUUGUGCAUGACCCUGUCCAAAGAAGGGACGAGUUCAAUGCAGAGAAUGGUAGAACAGAAACUCUACAAUGUGACAACCAAACAAGUUUAUCACACUCAGUAGUCAAUGAAGAUCCUUCUCAAAAUGGUGAAGCUACAAGCAAAUUGAAAAAAAGAGGAGACAGAGGAAAGUACAAAAGUUUUGUUGUUGAUAUGAAGCUGAAAGGACAGAAAUCUAAGCUGAAAGUUUUCAUUCCGGAUGACAUUGAUCGUGCAAUUGGUGAAAAUGCACGUCAUUUAGUUAAUGAAUGUGGUCGUGUGGUGAGAACAAGGGCUCCUUUAAAUGUAAAAAAUUGGAAAGAAGCAUUUGCAAAGGCUGGUGAUGCAAUGUGGAGAGAAAUUCAGGAUAAGUUUGAAAUUAAGGAAGGUAGCUCUUACAUUAAGAUGCAAGCCUUUUCAAUCGACUCUAUGCAGCGCCUUUAUAGGUUAUACAAGACUCGAUUGUACUAUUAUUACAAAAGUAAAGCUUGUGGACAGACUGAAGAAGAGCGAUUAAAAUUCCACCUCCAGACUUACCAAAAGAGCAAUGGGAAUACUGCGUAGCACGAUUUGGGUCUGAUGAUUUCAAGAAAGUAAGUGAAAGAAAUUCCAGAAAUCGCUUGUCUAAGAAUAGAACAACACAGACUACUGGAAACUUAUCAUUUGCUGAUGUCGAAGAUAUUCUGACUCAAGAAAACAAUGGAGUUAAGCCACCUGCUGAUGUUAUUUGGCUUAUGGAGCAUACAAAAGAAAAUGACGAGGGCGUUUUGGAGUGGGCUGAUGAAUCUCGUUCGAAGGAGAUACAUAUAUGUUAAAAUUAUAAAGUGACGAUGUAAUGUGUUGUGUUAGUUGUAUGAAUGUUAACAUAUUUUAACUUCAAAUUUAUGUUUUUGGUUAGGAACAAUUAAAAGUUGUUGUUGCUGCACAUGGUGAAUCAAAGACUCAAGAAGAGAUUCUUCUAGAUGUUUUGAAACCAAGAUCAGGGUACUUUCGUGGAAAGGGAACUGCCUUGCCUGGCUUCAGCAAAGGAAGACAUCAAUUAGAGCAUCAAAGCUUAAUACGUGAGCAGCAAAAGAAAAUUCAGGAGCAACAAGAAUUAAUUAAGGAGUUGCAAGAGAAUCAGGAAAGAACUACCAAACAAUUAGAAGAGACUCAGGAAGCAACAGCAAAACAAUUACAACAACAAAAGGAGGAGACACAACGUGCAAUGAAGGAAGAAUUACUCAGAGCACUUGGUAAUAGAGUUGCAAGUUAAACAUCAAAUAUUUCCGGGUUAUGUUGGAAAAGUAUUAGUAAAUGCAUGGAGAAAGUGUGCAGAUGAUAUGUAGUAUAGGUUUUAUUUUGCACAACGACUACUUGUUGGACAUGACUUAGUGGAAAGAUGGUUUACUCUAUUAUGGUUGUACAUUGGUGGGAUGACUAGAAAAUUAGCCUUUUGGAACAAAGAUGGAUGUAAUCUUUUGGGAGAAGUCAUGUUUAAUGUUGACUUGGACUAUUAGAUGUAUAUAUUUAUCUAAUCUUUUGGAUAUAAUCACUUGUGUUAUGUUAAAUAUUACACAUGUUAAAUAGAUAUUAACUUAUUAGCAA